Pelodiscus sinensis (Chinese soft-shelled turtle) is the source of this 6824-nucleotide messenger RNA. NCBI's taxonomy places the organism in Eukaryota, Metazoa, Chordata, Testudines, Trionychidae. The record is from RefSeq and is a predicted model, not a curated record.
CGACCGCCGCCGCGCAGCCACCCGCCGCCGCCGCCUGGGCCUACGAGCGAGGCGCCAGCAGCCUCAAGCCCAGCUUAAGCUAUGGAGGAGGACAUGCAUCACACUCAGAAACCGAUCUUCUUCACAGACAAACAUAUGCAGCUUCUCAUCAGCUUCCAGGAUAUGCUACCACCCACCAUCCUACUGGUCUUUCUGGAAUAUUUGAUACCAGUAUACAUAGUACUGGAAGUAACACUAAAGAAACGUCAGUUAUGAACUUUCUCUCUGCAAUUGAAUCUCGCACUGCUCAAGCUGCUUCAGGAGCUACCCUUUUACCACAGUUCAGAGCUCCAUCGUGGCAGACAGGUAUGCAUUCCUCAGCAGCAACAGAGCUAUUUGUUACUGGAGCAUUGCCAACCUCUGGAACAUUUCCACCAACAUCUGCUUUAUCAGCUUAUCAGCAUCCCAACUCUUUCAGCAGUAGAAACUUUGCUACUACUCCAUCUCUUACACUUCAAGAUUCAACAUUCAGUGCUACAUCAAAUGGUCUUUUAACAGCUCAUGACCCUUUAUUGCAAAUCAAGACAUCACAAGGCACAGUUCCAACCGCUUUGACAUUUGAACGGCUAGGCAGCUCUGUUUUAAGUGCCAGCAUACCACCUCAGUCAUCAACGUACCGUUCUGCUCAAGAGUCUGCACCCCAUCUCCUGCAACCUCAGUUUAGUUUGUUGCCUUCAACACUUGGAGGAGCUCAGCAGACUUCUCAGGCAUAUAGCACAUCUGUCUUUUCUGGUUCCACUGCCUCCAUUGAUAGAGUACUUCAGAGAGAAUGUAGUGUUAUUAAACACCAUCAGCGGCCUUCAAAUACACAAUCUGUUCAGGUACAACGGACUGGUUCCCAGCAUUCCUUACACAGUUAUUUAUCAAGUACAAGUGUAGUUAAUUUUCAGGAUACAUCCAGGCAGUCAGCAUUAUCUUGCAGUCCAGUUGGAGAUGCUACUCAGGUGAGCAAUGGAGGAUCACAGCAGAAGACCUCUCAAGUCUCAGUAGAACUUGCUCAGUCUUAUACAUCUGCAAUUCCAUCACCUGGUUUUCCAUCUGCUUCUACAGAAAAAACAAAAAACUGUUCUACAAAGCAGCCAUCAAGGUCAACAAAGACCCCUAAACCUCAAAAUGUAGCCUCUCCUGUGCAGACACAAAGCUAUUCCAAAACUGCACAAAACCAGAGUUCUGUAAUAGCAGGCCAAGCACAAAUCUAUUCUACAGCACAGCUUCCAAGUCUGUUGUCAGUCAGCCAAUCCCAAAACUAUGUUUCCACACAGUCACAGAAUAUGCCAUCUGUCAAUCAUUCACAAGUUUUCUCAUCCAGCAAGGUAGAGAAGCUGCCCUCAUAUAAAACACUGACUUUUUCUGGGCAAUCACAAGCUAUAACUUCUGAUACUCAGACAACACUAAGUUAUACUGCAGAUCAACAGGUAUUAACUUCAGUUCCAAAUGAGAACUACUCUGGACAAACAAGGGAUCUUUCUUCAGUUAGUCAAUCUCAGAGUUAUUCUUCUAAUCACUCUCAGGGUUUAUCUCCCGUUAGCCAAUCACAGGUUAGUUAUUCAUCUCAAUCACAGGUUUUGUCAGCUGUUAGUCCUUCAGAAAGUUAUACUUCAGGGCAAUCCUUAACAUUAACUUCACCUUCUCUUCCAUUUUCUUCCUCCCCUCGUGUUCAAAAUUUGUCAGUCUCAAGCUCAAACCAGAACUAUAUUUCUCUACAUUCUUCUCAGAAUUCUCAGACACAAGAAUCAUCUUCCCCACAGUCUCAAAAGUUUUUAACUGGUCCUACGUUUGCAUCCCCAGCUCAUUCGCGAACACUGCAGAACAAUAGACCUUCCUCAGAAACAAAAACAUACGUGAAAAGGAAAUCUGACUCUAACUUGUAUGCUUCAUCAAAACAGGAAGAUGAAUUGUCAAUGCAAGACUUGCAGGCAUUGCAACAGCAAACUUCUCUUGACUCCUCUACUCAAAGGCUAACUGAUAAUGAAAUUAAUGCUCAAGAUGCUACCUUUAGGGUGUCAAAGGCAGAUGACAGAUAUUCUCAAAGUGUAAUCAGAAGUAAUUCUCAUCUCGAAGAUCAUGUUGUUGGGCUUACUCUUCAAGGGUCAAAAAAAGAUGAGAGGAUGGUUGGUUCUAUGGCACAGCUUACUCAACAGAUUGGCCAUAUCACUAAUGUAGUAAGCCAUGAUAUUAAAAAAGCAGCUAAUAUAAUGCAGACAACACAAGUAAGUGUAAAUGCUAAAGAACUAAACCAGCAGCAUUCUCUUAUGCAUAAGGUACAUGAAAGUAAGGGCCAGGAACAGCAGGGCCAAGUGAUUAGCACACCAUCACAGAUUCAAGCUCAUACUCUGAGGCACGGCAGUCAGCUGUGUUUGCCUAAUGCACAGGUACUUCUGGAAUCUGCCUGUGACUUACAAAUUCUUCAGCAGUCAAUACUACAGUCAGGUUUAGGACAAGCAAAGGCAUCUCCACAUGUGCAACGAAUACAGAGCCCUCACCAGGUAGCACAUCAGUUCCUUCAAAUGGACAGUCACAUUAUUCAGAGUAAUGGGGGUCAUUCUCAGCAACAGCUUCAUCCUCAAAAUGUAGAAGUUAUUAAAAUGGAUAUUUCUGAGUCUUCAAAACCACUACAGCAACAUAUGACAUCAAAAGACCAUUUUACUCAACCUAAUCAACACGAAUCAAGGAAUCAGUUUGUUUCUCUUGGUUCAAUAUGUUUUCCAGAGUCUAUGCUUCUCAAUGAUGACAGGAAUAUAUUGUCUAAUGUGGAUGACAUCUUAGCAGCAACAGCAGCAGCGUGUGGGGUCACACCAUCGGAAUUUGCCAAAUCAACAUCUAAUGAGGAAAUCCAAUCUGUUGAAAAUGGUGAUGAUUCCAAAUCUCAGUUCCAGUCAAUAGAUGUUCAACAUAUAUCUCCUAGUUUCAGUUCCUCACCCACUAUAGUUGGAAAGCCACAUAGCAUAAAUAACAUUUCUCUAAAUGGAAACCAAAUUACUAUAAAUCUUACAACAGUGUCUACAAUACAAUCAAAACACAUGAUCCUUGAUCAGCAUAUGGAGACUUCUGAUCAAAAUGUGUCAGCUAGAAUUACUUCUUCAGCCCUUGGGCCUAGUCAGGAGGAGCAAGAACAAGGGUCUGGCAAAGUUAAGAAACAGUCUAGCAUUAGUCAUGAAUCUGAAGAAGACAAUGAUGUUCCUCUUGAUGGUACCCUAAAUGCUAGAGAUUCAGAGUUUGUUUCAAGUGGCCGAAGUCUAAGUGAAGAAAGUGUUACAUCAGAUAAUGAUUUUAAUAUGGGUUGUGAUGAUGGCAUUGUAGUAGGUAACAAGAUUAAAGGUCUGAUAUCUGUGCUACAACCAGGAGAUGAAAGUGGUAGCAAAACUGAAGAAGAAAACCCAGAUUUAACUCAAGAGAACCUUCAAAAGAAAAAAAGUAAAGGAAAAAGCCAAAUAAAAAAUGCUACAGAAGAUGAUAGUGCAAGUCAGAAGCAAUUGAAACGAAGUGGACAAUGCAAACGUCAGAAUACGCGAGGACCUGACAUAUAUUUACCAUAUACUUCUCCUGUUUCUGAAAGUUGUUGUGAUACUUAUCAACAUCAAGAAAGAAUGAGGCAAAAAAUUAAAGAAGUGGAAGAAAAGCAGCCAGAAGUCAAAACAGGAUUCCUUGCAUCUUUUUUAGACUUUCUAAAAUCUGGACCCAGACAACAGUUUUCGGCGCCUGCUAUACGAAUGCCUAACAGAACUAGGCGACCAGUUACACAGAUAGUCCGUGCCCUGGGCCCCCAGCCACCUUCAAAGUCACAGCAAGCAGCAGCUUCUUUGUCUGUUGAAGUUGAGUGUGAAAGUCCAACAAAAAAAGUUGAUGAUGAACUUAAGAAAAAUUUGGAAACAUUGCCUUCAUUUUCUUCUGAUGAAGAUGAUUCUGUAGGGGGUAAUCACGAUCUCCAGAAGAGCAUUUCUACAGCUUUGUCAGCUUUGGAUGAUGCUUCUGACAAAAAAAACAAAUCAGAAACUGAAAAAAUGGCAGUUGCUUCUACUGCCAACACCACUGCUGUUAUAAAGCAGGAAUCUCCAAACACUAUUGUUCCUGUGGUAAAUGUUCAGGAGAAAAAAAGUUCUGCAGAACCCCUAAAGAUAGCUGACCAAGAUGGUGUGACAUCAGACCAGUUAGCAAAAAUACAGGCAGCUGUUGCAAUAGAAGGAUGUACUGAUGAGGAGAAUACGGACAGUGGAGGAGAGGGCAUGUACAGAGAACGUGAUGAAUUUGUAGUGAAGAUUGAAGAUAUAGACUUGCUAAAGCUUGCUUUACAAACAGGAAAAGAACCUCCAGCUAUUUGGAAAGUACAGAAGGCAUUGUUACAAAAGUUUGUUCCUGAAGUUCGAGAUGGACAGAGAGAGUUUGCUGCUACUAAUAGUUAUCUUGGAUAUUUUGGGGACGCAAAAAUGAAAUACAAACGGGUGUAUGUGAAGUUCAUUGAAAAUGCAAACAAAAAGGAGUAUGUCAGAGUGUGUUCAAAAAAACCACGAAGUAAACCUUUACAGUCUGCAAGAGCCAUUCAUUAUAAACCAAGCAAUUGCACCAGCAAAGCUCCUGACCCUGCAGCACCAAAAUCUACAACAACAAAAGUCUCUUCUGUGAAACCCAAAGCUAAACAGCCAAAAAUAAAGGCCGAACCACCACCAAAGAAACGGAAGAAAUGGAAAGAAGAGUUUUCAUCUUCCCAGUCAGAUUCUUCUCCUGAAGCACAGAGUGAUGAAGAUGAACUUGUACCUCCAUCUCCUUAUUUCACUCGCUUUUUGAACACAAGAGCUAUGAAGGAGACCUUUAAGAGUUACAUGGAGUUGCUUGUUAGCAUUGCCUUAGAUCCAGAUACAAUGCAAGCCUUGGAAAAGAGCAAUGAUGAGCUCCUUUUGCCUCAUAUGAAAAAAAUUGAUGGCAUGCUGAAUGACAACAGGAAAAGACUGCUUUCCAAAUUACAUUUGGAGCAUACAUUCAAGGUGAGCAUCCAUGUUAGUUUUUUUCAGCAUGAACAAUGAGGAGUUGUAUGGCACUUUAAAGACUAACAAAUGUAUCUGGGCAUAAGCUUUCAUGGCUGGAGCCAGUCUUUAGUUCUGAAGCAAAUCCACCAACUACAUAUCCCACAACUAACUCAGGAACUCUGCAACAAACCCCAUUGCCAACUCUGUCUGCAUAUCUACUAUAGUCAUAUCAUCAUAGGACUAACCACUUCAGACACACCAUCAGGGGCUUGUUCACCUGCCCAUCUGCUAACGUGAUAUAUGCUACCUUGGGCCAGGAAUGCUCCUCUGCCAUGCACAUUGGCCAAACUGACUGUGUCUGUGCAAAAGAAUAAAUUAACACAAAUCAAACAUUGAGAAUGGUAGCCUUCAAAAACCAGAUGCCAUACUUGAACAAAAAAAACCUUCAAAAACAGACUACAGCAUGACCCUGCAGAGCUGGAAUUCAGAUACAAACAUGACACUAUCAAACUGGAUGUGAAUAGACACUAGGAGUAGCUAGCUCACUGCAAAAAGUAAUUGUUCCCUUGUUUGGUAUUCGCACCUUCUCAUCAAUGGUUGGGCUUGGACCACGCCAACUCUGACUGAAUUAUCCUCAUUGGUUGUCUUUAAGGUGCCACAGGACUCCUUGUUGUUCUUUCUGAGUUAAUUUCUUCUCUGUAAAUUAACUCUGUCUUUUGGAUGCAGCUGACCAGUGUAUGUGUACUUAAAUAAAUUAGACUUCCUACAAAUGUUGUUCAGAAUAGCACUGUUAGUUAACAUCAGUUGUGCUUCAUUUCUUGGAAUUUUCAUCUUCUAUAAAAUACUCACCAUUCAAAGCUGUUUGGCUCUCUCCAUUGAGUAAGUCUGAUUUACAGCUUAUCCUUUUGACCCACUGGAACAUGGAAAUGACUAGUAUUUUCCUCCUCCUCCUCCCAAUUCAAAACUAGUCCUCUUUUGGGUGAGUGCUCUUCUUUGAAGUCUGUUCUACUCCAUAGGAAUAGACAGUAAUAUUGAGCCAGUGAUGGAUGAGGCAGAACUUCCUGGCAAAAGACAGAAAUUCACAGAAUGCAGUGAAACUCUACAGUGAAUCCAAUAACAGGUAGAAAAUUAAACUCACGGAGGAAAAAAACAAUCUGCUGGAGUUAUUUUUCAUAACUUGAAGACUGCUGCUAUAACUAGUCUACAUUUUGGCCCCUUCAGCUUAUUAGUAUCAAAUUUCAUCUGGUUGAUGAUGUUGUUUUUUUUUCUUUUUGGCAAAUGGAUUUUUAGUCCCCCCCUGAGAUUGUUACUAAGGGGAAAAUAACUGAUCUGUGUAAAACAGCCUGUAAACUGUAGGAGUCUGGAAAGGAGAGUCUUUGAAUCUUUGAAUUCUGUAACUAUUUAUUCAAAAGUGUGUCUUAUCUGUAGACUAAAGAGGGCCAUUAGUUUUAUUCUAACAUUUUAACCCCUUAAUUUCUUCAUCAGUAAGUCCAAAUAUAAGAUUAAAUCUUUCCUGUAAUUUUUUAUAGUCACUUUUUCCUGAACAAUGUAGUAAUUUAUGCAAGUAGAGGAAUACAGUCAGCUAAACAAAUACAUUCUCUCUGGAUGAAAGAUAUUACAUAACACAAUGGAACUUGUAAAAACAAUUAUUAAAAUUAUUCUGCACUUUUGCAUUUAGUAAAAGUAAAAUUACACACUGUUUAGCGUGUGUGUGUGUGAGAGAGCAAUGAUCUCAUGUUUUGCUGGAGAUGUGUAGCUGUGUCUGUAGCAAAAAUGAUGACAGCUAAUGCCAUUGUUUCAUAGAAUCAUAGAACUGGAAGAGAC